AUGCCCUUUCACUUGGUUCGAAAUGACUCUCCCAGUACUUCUUUCGGUAUCUUGUUCAAACUUGGUAUGCUUCACGCAAAGCUCGAUUGUCUCAACCAUCACGACUUUAACACACAGCCAUAUCACGAACAUUCUGAUCGUGCCAUUGCCGUUGCACCGUUGUCUCUGCUUACAGCCAAGAAUCAAGUAAUUGACAUCGGCAAAAAGGCAAAGAACAAGCUUUCGGAAAAUGAAAGCUUAUCCAACAUCUUGGACCGCAUCCUGUCUUCAUCGACAUGA
Botrytis sinoallii is the source of this 279-nucleotide messenger RNA. RefSeq lists its product as uncharacterized. Lineage: Eukaryota; Fungi; Ascomycota; Leotiomycetes; Helotiales; Sclerotiniaceae. The record is from RefSeq and is a predicted model, not a curated record. The transcript has a single exon. The coding region runs from base 1 to 279 and encodes 92 amino acids.